Cornus florida is the source of this 1022-nucleotide messenger RNA. RefSeq names its product protein SPIRAL1-like 2. Gene Ontology annotation, biological process: cortical microtubule organization. Gene Ontology annotation, cellular component: cortical microtubule, transverse to long axis. The record is from RefSeq and is a predicted model, not a curated record. The transcript is spliced from 5 exons. Lineage: Eukaryota; Viridiplantae; Streptophyta; Magnoliopsida; Cornales; Cornaceae. The coding region runs from base 299 to 727 and encodes 142 amino acids.
AGUACAGUCCACUAAACCAAUCGUACAUUGAUAUUUAAAGGAUGAAGAAUCCCAUUUUCGUUUCUGUCCAGAUCUGAUCCGAAGAGCAGCACAUCACAGGAAAACCGUUAAAGGGUGGAUACCUUAUUGGCUUAAACAAUAGUUGCAUCUAAAUGGGGACGGGGGAGAUCUGCUGAAGUUCUAGAUAGAUUAAUCUAAUAGCUGCGAGAGGCUUCUCAAAAAUUAUUUUGAACAGUGCAUCUAGGUGUUAGAUUUACGAGGUUUCUACACGAUCAGGUUAUUUCCAUAGCAUUCUCCUAUGGGCACCAAUCAGGAUUUUGUUGGCUUUUUGUUAAGAAGUUCAAGAUCAGAGAUCAUGGGUCGUGGAGUCAGCAGCGGUGGGGGACAGAGUUCUCUUGGCUACCUAUUUGGAAAUGGAGAGGCUCCAAAACCCACAACAAACAAUGCUGCACCUCCUCAAAACCAGGGACAGGUCGCAAGCAAUGGGCUUGCUCAAAAGCCUACUACUGCCCCUACUGCCCCUAUUGCCCCUUCUGCCCCUGCACCACCAGUAGAUAUUACUAAGCAAAUUCCAGCUGGCAUCCAGGGGAAUCCUGCAAACAACUAUUUUCGAGCUGAUGGUCAGAACAGUGGCAACUUCAUCACGGAUCGACCUUCAACUAAGGUCCAUGCAGCCCCAGGUGGUGGAUCGUCCUUGGGUUAUCUGUUCGGCGGUGGCAGCAACUAGCGCCUUGUGCCAUCAAAAAAUGAUUGGCUGCUCACUGUGACUGCGUCCCUCCAAGUUUGGGACAAACAAUUUGUCCAUCUUUUAGACGCUGCAGACGAUGAUUUGUAUCAUGUUAUAUAGUGUUUUCCGUUGUCUGAAAUGUUGAGAAUUGCUUAAUUGUACUUGUGGUGUUUGAUGAAUGAAGAAUCUCCAAAUCUCUGGCUUACCAUUUGUCAAUUCAGUUAAAUUUGUUUUAUCCUUGUAAUAUAUUGAUUCUAUUGCGUGUUAAUAAUUUAAUGGGAAUGUUUUAUGAUUA